Messenger RNA from Episyrphus balteatus (marmalade hoverfly), 880 nucleotides. Its product is annotated as peptidoglycan-recognition protein LF-like. Gene Ontology annotation, biological process: peptidoglycan catabolic process. Gene Ontology annotation, molecular function: zinc ion binding; N-acetylmuramoyl-L-alanine amidase activity. Bases 211 to 789 code for a protein of 192 amino acids. The transcript has 2 exons. The record is from RefSeq and is a predicted model, not a curated record. Lineage: Eukaryota; Metazoa; Arthropoda; Insecta; Diptera; Syrphidae.
GAAGCAGAUCCUAGCUUUAGAGUUUAAAUAUAAAUUAAAAACAAAAAUGCGGUUCAUUAGUGUAAUGAUCAGUCUUUUACUUGUGGCUUCAGCAAUUUUUAGCAUUUACCUCAUUGUAGUUUUAUUUUCCAAUAUAAGUAAGUAUUAAUUGUUACGUAUUUUGGAUAUUAAGUGAUCUAAUUCAUCUUGUUAUAAUAAGACGUUCCAGAAAUGAUUGGCGGAGCAGAAUCAUCAGAAAUCUUCGAAUGUAAGGAAAAUGUCACUCAAAAUGCACCUUGUUUUGGUCUUGUAAUGGUUACUCGUCACGAAUGGUUAGCACAACCGCCUAUAACGCCAAUUGAUAAAUUAGACUUACCAGCUGAAAACAUAAUUUUAACAGACACUAAAACUGAAGAGUGUGUAAUGAAACCCAACUGCAAAUACCUUAUCCGCACUCUCCAAGACGAGCAUAAUUUGCAUAAUGAUGACAUCGCAUAUAAUUUUCUAAUUAGUAGCCAAGGAGACAUUUACGAAGGACGGGGAUGGUUACUUCAAAGUGCAGAAGAUUCUGAAAAGCUUAUGAAAACCAGUUACUGGAUAGGUCUAAUUGGAAAUUUUACAAACAACAAUCCAAUUCCAGAGACACAAGUUAGCGCAGUUCAGCAUUUUAUAUUGCAGGCAAAGUCUUCUGGAAAAUUGAUUUCAAGUCCGAAAGUUCUUUGUUCGGAAAAUAUUUUAAUCACAAAUAAAUUUACUGAUGGUUUCUUGAACACAUCUAAUAAAUAUAUGCAAUGCUUGAAUAAAGAUUGAAUUUUACGAGCCAUAGAUCUUUUUUAUUUAGCAAGCAUUCGUCCCUAUCGAGGCAUCCGUCGGAACGGAAAAUUCUUCUAUUUCAUACUAA